This is a messenger RNA of Coniophora puteana RWD-64-598 SS2, 1030 nucleotides long. RefSeq names its product PLP-dependent transferase. Gene Ontology annotation, cellular component: cytoplasm. Gene Ontology annotation, biological process: L-serine biosynthetic process. Gene Ontology annotation, molecular function: O-phospho-L-serine:2-oxoglutarate transaminase activity; pyridoxal phosphate binding. Bases 194 to 1030 code for a protein of 278 amino acids. The record is from RefSeq and is a predicted model, not a curated record. Lineage: Eukaryota; Fungi; Basidiomycota; Agaricomycetes; Boletales; Coniophoraceae. The transcript has a single exon.
CUGGUCGCGUGUCAAGUCGUUUACGCGUGGUGGUCUGGCUUAUAAUAUUUCUUAUCCAAAUCUUAUCAAGUACUUUCUGAUUUUGCCACUCCGGUUCGACUAGUCAUAUUUCCACGACUCACCAUUUGAAUCGCAACGUCACGCUUUCAGCUUUCAUCCAUAAACACCUCGGCAAGAUCGUCAUUCACACAUAAUGGAGGCGGAGAGGGUACUCAAUUUUGGGGCAGGACCCUCGGCACUGCCAGCAUCUGUCUUACAAGAAUCUGCCAAAGGGCUAUGGAACUUCGAAGGGACCGGUAUAGGGGUGGCCGAAAUCUCGCACCGCUCGAAGGAGUUCGUCAGCUACAUAACCAGAGUCGAGAGCCGCAUCAGGACCCUCCUUGAUGUACCUCACACGCACACAAUCUUGUUCACUCAAGGCGGUGGAACCGCUCAGUUCUCUGCGGUCGUUUUGAACUUACUGGCAAGACACCGGCUACUUUACCCAAACCUUUCCGAUGAUGAGCGCAUCCUGGACUAUGUCGUUACGGGCUCCUGGAGCAAGAAGGCAGUUGAAGAAGCCGCUAGGCUCGGCGGGAGCAGAAUCAACAUUGUCGUCGAUGCACGCCAGCAUUCCAAAGACCAGAAGUCUUUCGACAACAUCCCCUUCCAUGAUUCAUACACAUUCUCCUCCGAACCAGCACUCAUCUACUACUGCGAAAACGAAACUGUAGACGGCGUGCAGUUCUCUGAUGACCCUGGCUCACCAGCUUCCUUCCCAUUCGUUUCACUCAAGAGUGAUCACCUUCCUCCACUUGUUGGAGAUUACUCUUCCUCGUUUAUGUCUCGUCCCAUACCUCGUCUGGCCGACCACGCUAUCAUUUACGCUGGUGCACAGAAAAACGUCGGCCCGGCUGGCCUCACUAUACUUAUUGUCCGGAACGACUGUAUCGUGGACGUGGAUGCAGCUGCUAAGCUUGGUGCAGCACCGAUUCCCAUUAGCAUGUCGUACAAAACGCUUGCGGGCCACGGGGCACAUGGCUUCGCAUGA